Molecule: messenger RNA, 5332 nt
Organism: Calypte anna (Anna's hummingbird)
Lineage: Eukaryota; Metazoa; Chordata; Aves; Apodiformes; Trochilidae
Gene: ITPRID2
Product: ITPR interacting domain containing 2
Exons: 19
Coding region: 297-4055 (1252 amino acids)
Molecular function (GO): signaling receptor binding
Source: RefSeq, a predicted model, not a curated record
CGGUAUGAGGAAGUCAGAGCCGCUGCCGCCCGCAGCCCGGGCGGGCGCAGCCGCCGCCGCCUCCCAGCGGCGCAAUAUGUGAGGGAGAACGUGCGGCGACGGGUCGGGCCGACCCCAUCCCAGCCCCUUCCCCUCCCGCUGCGGCCCGGCGGGAGCGGACGGGCCGGCAGCGGGGAUAGAACCGGUACCUGCGCGGCCGGCACCCGCCGUCCGGGGAAAGCCGAGGGGGCGGCGCAGGCUGGAUCGCUCUGGCACUCGCCUCCUGGCCUGAGGCCCUCGCCGGCGCCGCGGUUCCGAUGGAGGAGCCCCCGGCGGAGGAGUGGCAAGGGGCGACCCAAAAGAGGAAGGCCUGGGCCAAGAGCCGGGACUCCUGGCAGGCGUCGGAAGCGGAGGAUUUCUCGUCGUCGUCGGCGCUGACCCGUGGGGAGGAGGAGGAGGAGGAGGAGGAGGAAGAAGAAGAAGACGACGACGAAGAGGAAGAGGAGGAGGAGGAUCACGCCGGUAGAGAGCUGCCGCUGGCCGCAGAAGCAGGCCUCAGCGUUCCCAACGAGAAGAUCGCGAUAUGGCUGAAGGACUGCAGAACGCCUCUGGGAGCCUCCCUGGAUGAGCAAAGCAAUCCUCUGUUGAAGGGCAUGCUGGUGAGAAAUGGAGGAAGUUUUGAAGAUGACUUAUCCCUGGGAGCUGAAGCUAAUCAUCUACGGAGUGAUACUCAAAUGGAAACAUGCAAUGGUGUGCUGGCCAAAGAGAAGAGGCUGCAGUUCCACCAGAAGGGGAGAAGUAUGAACUCCACUGGGUCUGGAAAAAGCAGUGCAACUGUUUCAAGUGUUUCUGAAUUACUGGAGCUUUAUGAGGAAGAUCCUGAAGAAGUACUCUAUAACCUUGGAUUUGGAAGAGAUGAACCAGAUAUUGCAUCAAAAAUUCCAGCAAGAUUUUUUAAUUCUUCAUCAUUUGCCAGAGGGAUAGAUAUUAAAGUGUUUUUGAAUGCCCAAAUACAGCGCAUGGAAGUGGAAAAUCCAAAUUUUGCUUUAACAAGUCGUUUUCGUCAGAUUGAAGUGCUUACUACUGUGGCCAAUGCUUUUUCUUCUUUGUAUUCUCAAGUGUCUGGGACUCCUCUGCAGAAAAUUGGUAGUAUGAAUUCAGUGUCUUCUGGCAAAGAGGCACCCAGCCCUCCCCCUUUAAAUCGCAGCAAUACAGCCAGUCGGUUAAUGAAGACCUUGUCUAAGCUCAAUCUGUGUGGGACACAGCAAGCUGAUGGUAGUGGCUGCGCAACUCCUUCACCAGUUGAAAAAGGAAAAAGUCCAGCUGAAGCAGUGAAUGAGGACAAUGAUGUUCAAAAUGAAUCUAAGUUACCAAAAUACUCUAAAAAGAAAGACUCACCCUCUUUUUUGGCUACUGUAAAAGAGGAGUUUGUUGGUAGUCAGACAAAUGCCGCGGACACACGUAGACUUGAAAACCUUCCCUCUGGGACUGAUGAUAAGCAAGAAGGUACUGUGCCUCCAGCAGAUGUGCAGAGCAGCAUGUUGGCAGGUGCCCAGGAUAGACUGUGUGAAGAGUCUGGUCUUUUGAACUUGCCAGGCUUUAGCAGCAGUUCCAAUACAUCCAACAGCAGCGCCUCAACACAGCGGCUGCUUGCAGCAUCACCAGGGAGAGACCCCUGUGCUCUCCUUGCAAACCCGUCCAUAAUGAAUCUAUUGCUGCAGCAGAAGGACUCCUUUGAGAUGGAAGAGAUCCAGAGUACAGAGGGGGAUCUAUCACACGUUCCAGCUUCUCACCAGCUGGCAGUGACUAAGUCAAGAAAAGAUCAGCUGUUACGGUCUGCGAGUCAGCACUCUGACAGCAGUGGCUUCGCUGAGGACUCCUCCACAGAUUGCUCUCCAUUUAAUCAGCUUCAGGUUCAGGAGUCUUUGCAAGGCAUGGGAAGCAGUGCUGACAGCUGUGACAGUGAGACAACCGUGACAUCACACAGUGAGGAACAGAAAACGCCGAUAGUCAAGGAACAGCCUUGUUUCAAUAAGUUUGAGGAAGAAGAGGAAGACGAUGAUGAUGAUGAUGAAGAGGAUAUUAUCUCUCAGGUAGAGAGAUGGAAGGUAGAGUCACCUUCUGAUAACAGAAUGAACGAAGCUAGAAAAAUUAUUGACUCUGAAACUGAACAAAAUCAAGGAGGAGAAAGUAAGUCACAUUGUAUGUCAGAGACAGUUCAAGGAGAGGUCAGCUCUACAGAGGAAGACAUUUCCCGUGAGCAAAAAGACUCAGAGCUGCUGGAGGAAGGCAGUGCAUUUGAAUUUCCUCAGUACCACACACACCAUAUCCUCAAGUCGAUGGAGUCUCUUGAGGGUGGCAGCUCCUCCCCAUCAUCCAUGGAUAGGGUCCAUGUGGCUUUGCAAAGGGCCGAGAUGAGGAUCAUCAGCACAGCUGAUGGUAGGGCCGGACGCACUCUGCUCAAGUCAAAAGAUCUGCUGAGGAAGCAGAGACUCUGGUUUGCUGAAUCGGGCUAUCCUCUACGGCGCUCUCAGUCUCUUCCAACUGCAUUGCUGAACCCUGUGAAAGUGGUGUCCUCUGUGAAUGUCCAGUUAACUCCAGGGAAAGAGACUCUGUGUAGUCCUCCUUCCUUCACCUACAAGUACACCCAUGGGGAGGAAGACAAGACAGCAGCAUCUGAGGGUGACAGAAGUGAGGGUGGGGCAGCUUCUAGCCAGCCAGCGUGCAAAUCCACGCUGUUCAUUGCGCCUUCAUCCUCCAAAAAAGAAGUGCCUCAGACUGUGCCCAGCAGGCCAUCUGAGGAGCCCAGUCCCACCAGGGUGCUGAGCUGCCCGCUGCAUACACCAGCCCAGAUGUCCCAAUCAACAUGUUCCCUCCACUCCCUCCCUGCCGAGUGGCAGGAGAGACCACUCUGUGAGCACGUGAGGACACUGAGCACCCACAGUGUCCCAAGCAUCUCCGGCUCCUCUUUUGGCAGCUUGCUUUCCCCCUUCAGCUGUCCCUUCUCUCCAAGGCACUCUGGAUUUCCUCAUCGAUCCCAUGCCACCAACCCCCCCUCCACUGUGGAAAUGCAGCUGCGCAGGGUCCUGCACGACAUCCGCAACUCACUGCAGAACCUCUCACAGUACCCAGUGAUGAGGGGUCAAGAUCUUUCAGUGGCUGCCAGUUACACUACUCAGAGAUCAUCCAUUCUACCUCUCUAUGAAAAUACUUUCCAGGAGCUGCAAGUGGUGAGGAGAAAUCUAAACUUAUUUAGAACCCAAAUGAUGGAUUUGGAAUUGACUAUGUUACGUCAACAGACAACAGUUUAUCAGCACAUGACAGAGGAGGAGAGAUAUGAAGCAGAUCAACUACAGAGCUUGAGGAAGUCUGUCCGAAUGGAGCUGCAGGAGUUAGAGAUGCAGCUAGAAGAACGUUUGCUAGUGUUGGAAGACCAGCUGAGAAGCCUGCACAUGUCUUCACCUUACACACCUCAGACUCACAUGGGUAUGUAUGGAAGCAGAAGUGCUGACAACCUGUCAUGUCCUUCUCCAUUGAAUGUCAUUGAACCAGUCUCUGAACUUAUUCGAGAGCAGUCAUUUCUGAAGUCUGAACUGGGUUUAGAACUAGGAGAUCUUGGACUGGAAGCUCUCCAAGCAGAGGGUACAGAGUCUGUAUUCUCCCAUGGACAAUCUGAUUCCUCUUCAGUGUGCUCUGGUCAUGCAGGUAGAAAAGCUGGUGUUGCAUCCUCUGAAUUAACAGGGAAGUCUAAGAGUCAAAACAAGAAAUUGUACCGAGCCUCUGUUGCUUUAACACCAACUCCCCCAGUGAGAGCAGGUGCUGGACAGCAGGUGGAAAGUUCCGAGGAGCUUGAUGUCUCCAAGCCAGAGGUGGAGCACAAACUUGAAAAAGUCCCUCUCAUGCCUUCAGUUGAUGAAAUCCACAAAAGCGUGGAGCAGGAGGAGCUGCAGCAAGUCAUACGGGAGAUCAAGGAAUCUAUUGUUGGUGAAAUAAGGCGAGAAAUAGUAAGUGGAUUAUUAGCAGCUGUGUCUCCCCAAAGCAGAUCUGCAACUGCAAAACCAGACACACAGCCAUGAAACAGGUACUACAGGUUGGAUGUAAUCCGAAAUGCUGUGGGAUUCUGCUUUGGGUGGUGUACACUGUCAAAAGUGUCAAGUUAUUUUUGCUUCGGAAGAUGUUAAAGCUGCUGAGAUAUAGGCUACUGUACUCAACGCUUGGUUCUAUGAUGUGUACCUUUCCUUGAGCUCAUCUGUAAAGACUCAUACACUUUAACUAGUUCCUUCAACUUUCCUUAAAGCAUCAGCAAAUCUGUGGCUCUCUGAAAAGGUUUCGUAUUUAUUUGUGUGUCCCUGUUGUAAAUUUUUAUGUAGCUAAUUUCUUUGUUUAAUGAUGCGUCAUGAAACUUGAAGAUUUCCAGAGGUAACCAAUUUAUAAAUAGCACACAUCUGUUCUGCCUAGCUUUUUUUUUAAAAAAAAAACACACAAAAAAACCCCCAAAACCAAAGCCACAACAACCCCUCCUCCCAAAACACUGACCUCUGUGAGGUAUUUAUUGUGCAAUAUCUGAUCCACUUUAAGAGCUUGAAACAACCAAUAAUGGUUUCCACUGCUGUUACUUAGUGCCACUUCAAAAGAAGGAAAAAAUCCUGAUGUAAAAAUUACUAUUAAUUCUUGGGGCGGAUACUAUUAGCAGAGUGGUGUUAUGAUGUGAGGUUACUUAAAACUACUCAAAGUUCUGACACUGAAAGCCUUAUCUUUGUGUAGAAAACAAACUUUUAAUUCAUUUUAUUUGCUUCCUUACUGUUUGCCCAUCCCUCUACAGAAAAGUGCCUUAUAUGAAGCACUUUUUUUUGGGUCUUUGUGUUGACUCCUCUCAGGCAUACCAAGAGAAGUUCUCUUCUGCUUCAUAUUAAUCAAAAUGCCAUAGAAGUACUUCUCUUCUAAAAGCAAUUAGGAAUGCAUGAAUGACCUUGCUUGUAUUAUAGGGAAAGUGGAAAAAAAGUCUUUUUUCCUUCCCCAUCGCUCAGUGAAUGUAUUUUCAAUUAGCCUGGUGAACAUCUGCUUGUUCCAAUGGAGUAAAUUGGAAGUCAUUGGGGGUUUAUGUGGUCAAACAGACAUCUAGUGGAUAUGUAAUAUCCUAUUUUGCUGUGCUUGGAAUCUCUUUGCUCCUUUGCCUUUUCCAUCUACUAAAACUUCACACUAUGUCAAGGUCUUUAAUCAAGGAUAGUUUCAAAUAUAACAAUAUUACAUGAAAAAGGUUAUAAGAUUUUAAAUUGUGUUAGGAAGACACAAAAGGGCUGAUCUCUUCUAAAAAGUGUAUAUUAAACCAAUAAAAUAUUUAUUUUGCCUAUAA